CUUCUUGUUAUUUUUCGCAAUCGAUCUUUCGGUGUGGCUUUAGGUCUCCAUUGUUCGAUGUGAUGUUUUUUUCGUGAGCAAAACACAUGACCGUGUUCUAACGACAUGAACGUGAGAGAACAGUUUUUGAAUUUGAGGCGUAGUCGCGGUGUUGUAUCUGGUCGAGAGAGAGAGAUGCUUCAUUGAGGAAAAAGAAAAAUCCGUAGAGAUAUUCCAAAAUACAUCAGAGGUUUUCGUCAUCCUUAGAAGAGUGAGAAAAUAUCGAGAGACAAAAUCGUUUCGCUCGAGUGCUAAAUACGAACAUGAAAAUGGAAAAAACUAAACAACCUAAACGUGAUGAAAUCGUUUUCGUAUUUGGUUUGUAGUACAAGUUGAAGCUAGUACUUCUCGUUAUCGAUGGUGUCAGAGUCAGUUUAUUCCUACCAAGGACGGAGGCUUGUCGUCAAUAAGGAGCAAAUAGAGCUAAACUUAGAAGGUGGGAAAGAAAAGGAUGUUUUCGGCGAAUCGAAACAAAACGUCGAAUCGAAAAAAUAAACUCAUCCAAUAGAAAUCAAUGGAAAUAUCCUCUGAAUCCGCCUCAACAUUCAAGUCUGAUAGUAGUUCUUUGAAAUUAAUUGUACAUUAUUGUUUUUUUAUUCUUUUUCAUUAAGUUGCCAUACCCAUGGAGGAUUUCCGGCCCGGGCUGCCGGGCCACCCGAACGGGACUUCGAUACCCGGUCUGAGCUUCCCUGACUGAAGAGAAGCCUCGUAGACCUAGGAAAUCGGCAUCGGUCGUGUGAGAAGAUCCGAAUCUUUCUUCGCCGAUCCACUAAUCGAUUCGCCGUAUGACCUGUGAGGUGGAGCUGCGAUCGAGCCGAGGAAGUUGACUGAAGAUCACACGAAUACCGACAGAUCCAACGGCAGUGGCAGUGGAACAGUGAACCUGCGUUUGCGGCGUAUCUAUCUUAGCAGGGCGAAAGACGGACGCCGUAGCCGUCGGUUGUCCAGCGACACCAAGCACUAGCGGUUGUGUGACUGUUGAAAAGGGGGAGAAAGGACGAGAAAGCGCUUUCAUAGAUUACCCCAUUCGACAACAACUACAAGGAUUCGAAAACUAGAGGAACUGAGGUAGAAACGAUAAGUAAACAGCUGCAAUACACCAGCACAGGACUAACAGAAGCACAACAAACUACUACAAGAACUUCUUGAUCCCGCGGUGACCAACAUCCGCAAACCGACAAGAUGGCGGCGCCAGGCGGAAAAGCGAAGGACAGCAUUAACUUUUAAGGCUCUUGUAAUGCAUGUUAUUUCAUGGACUUCAUCUGCAGUACAUCGCAGUCUUGUUCUUUCAAGAGGUUUUUCUUCAGCAACAUAGCCCUGAAUGCUGAAAAGACGAGCGUAUACAUACAUAGUUUGUUCAGGAAAAACUACUACCGAGGACUCCAGCUCGUCUUCUUCUAAGAUUUGUUGGAGAAUGCUGAGCUUAUCAAGGAUCUGCGUCGCCGCAACCGCGGCAUGGCCGAGGUCCUUAGGGAGUGCCGACACGUUUGUUGCUUCAUCAUUUUCCUGGCUCUCUUCUCGACUUUGAUCAUGAUUGAGCCUUUUUCGGAGUUCUACAGCUUCGAGAAGAGUAUACGGGAUAAAUUUGACGAUUUGAGCGGGACGGGGGAGGAUGCGCAGAGGAUGCAGUUAUCAGACGUGAAAACCAUAGACAACUUGUGGCAUUAUCUGCAGACGACUUUCUACGAAAACAUCUACUACGACUCGAUGGCACCGAACGCAACCUUCGAAAUCCUCAAACUGGAUCAAAAUCAGUACCACAUACUACAUUUGAAUCUGGAUUCAGCAGUGUUCUUUAUAGAAAUAGAUUUCUCAUGAUUUCGAAGUAGAUGUGGCUGUGGCUCAGAUACAGGUGGGAUGCUGGGUCAAUAUCAACAUCUUCACCCUCGUCUUCAAGAGUGAGCGAUGGCUUUUUUCCUUGACUUCCAAGCUACUAGAAUUCCGAUUACGAAAAAAGAAACACGUCACCAUCGUCUAAACGUAUCGCUAUCUUGUUUCCAAAUAUACCUUCAUCAGCUAUAACCUGUUAACGGGGAAAGUACGAUUUCGGGUCGUUCGCGUCCAGGAGGGGAGUAACUGUCAGCUUUCUGCGGUGUAUGGAAUAUUUAAGGCAGGGUGGCUAAAAGUAAGAGUGACGUAAGAACCUAAGUACCAGAGAAAGGACAAGAACGCGAUUGUCCAAUUUGAGACCACCUUCUCUUCCCCAGCACCAUACUCUCGAAAAUAAUUAUCUACUAAGACUAAACAGCAGGCUUCUCCUCAAGAAUUGUUAGUAUCUGUUAUUGAUCAAAUUUUUACGGCCAGGAAUGAAAACUUUCAAAAAAGUUAACGAGUUCCCGGGGUCUCUUCAUCUUCUUCUUCUAAAACCUACGAGCCCUGUUUUGGUGGCUACACGGCUGACGUGGAGGCAACUGACGGAUAUGGAGCCAAUGUUGAGGAACAAUUUGCGUUUGAAAGCGGAGAUGGGUUUACCUAUUCGGGAAGUGCCGGCACUUACUCUCCAAAUGGGUACUCUUGAUACCUGAAAUAUGCUUAGUACUCUUCAAGAAAUGGAUCGAUAAGUUUAAGUACUCACUUGGAAAGAAUAAUAUUGGUACUCACUACUUGGAAAGAAUCAAUUAUGAGAAUAAUCUUAAUCAUGUGAGCUCACUGACUCGUCACGACCAUAUACAAAUAAUCGGAUCAAAAAGAUUUGGAUAACCCUGUUCAAAUACGCCCUUAUGCCAGGUACAUGAAUUAUCUCCAGACGAAUCAUACUGAGGCUCGGGAGCUUCUAACGGAGUGGAAGCAGAAUAAUUAUUUCGACGUAGCGACGCGAGCGAUAUUCAUUGAUUUUAACGUACUUUUGUUUCGUGUAUUUGUUUUGCAAUUGGAAUAAGAUGAAAAUGAAGGAGGUGAUCAUUUGUCUUUGUGUACACGUCGAGAUAUCAAAAAAAUAAGUGCACUACUAGUGCAUAAAAACGCUACUUUUGCUCCUAUGAACAAAGUGAACCUAAAACACAGGUGUACAACGUGAAUCUUGGGUAUUAUGGGGCGACGAAGCUAGUGUUCGAAAUAACACCAAGCGGGAAAAUGGUGAACCGCCUAGACUUUACAGUGGUUACGGAGCGCUAUAUAGUGCCGAACUUCAACUCUCAGAUGAUAGCGGAAAUGAUACUGAUUCUUUUCGCUGCAUACUACAUAGCGCAGGAGCUGUCCGAAUUUUCGAUAUCCAAGUCGGAAUAUUUGCAGGUACAAAAUGUUCGUUCAUCUUGUCUGAUUAGUCAUUCUUGUUGCUUCUUACAUGAUCGUCAUUCGAUGCGCGCCAUCUUUGGCAUCCAGCGGUCAUGGCAGAGUCAAUAGGCACCGUUGUGUAACUUCACAUAUCCCACGCACUUCCUUCUAGAGGACUAUAUUUGUAAGGAAACUGCAUCUCCCUCUCAGGACGGAUGGAACGUGAUGGAUUGGGCAAAUUUGCUGCUUUUAAUCGCUUACGCAAUAAUGCGGGUGAUGGCGUUUUCAGCAGCGGGAGGGGAUGUAUCGGCGACCGUAGCUGACCAGUCAGUUUUCGCAGAUUUGACAGACUACGCGUGGUAUAUCAAGGAGAUGCGAUCGUGGAACGCCUACAACGCAGUCCUAAUCUGGUUAAAGACGGUCAAAUAUGUCACAUUCAUCCCGUACGUGACGAUCAUGAUGGGCACCCUGAAAUACAGCUGGAAAUACUUCGUCUCCUUCACAAUCAUCUUCCUCUCCAUCUUCCUGGGUUUCUCCGUCGGCUUCGUAGGAGGGUACUUUCUUACUAGAUGUUUCUUUGGCAUUUUUUUCGCCAGUGGUCUCAAGAAUCAUGAAGAUUUGUUGCACUUACUAGUGGUGUACCUGAGCUGCUCAAGCUGUAGUUGUAAGCAGGUUACUUUUCCUUUUCCUUCAUCUUCAGUUUCGGCGACAAGUUUGAGAAGGUGAAUAGCUUCGGCAAAGCCUCGCUCUUCCUCCUGCAAUCGUUUGUGGGCAGUGCGAGUUUCGGGGAAAUGUUUGCGUUGUCUCCCAUACUAGCUGGUGUGCUGAUUGGCAUGUUCAUCAUAGUGGUCUUUUUCAUUCUUUACGACACGGAAAAAAGUAUUCAUAUUAGUCAUACUCUCAAGAAACUAGGCAGAUUCUAGGUACUUAAGAAAAUAGAGCCUCCUAUACAUAUACUCAAGAAACUUGUCAGGCAAGUUUCUGAAAGUAGAAGAGAUGAAAAGAGCAGCCACUUGCUCUUUUGCUUGAGUCGCCGCCUCUUGUUUUUUCCCUUGAGUAUGAGUACUGGUACUCAACUCCGGCUUUUCCCCCUUUCAUAUUCUUCUGAACCUAUUUAUGGCGAUCAUGGUGGUCGCUUUGUCGGAAGCGAAAUCACAGGCGGUCCAGGAUGAGGAUGACGCGUGGACGAAGUUCAAGUCAAAGAGCGCAAAUCUAGCCCAAGUAAUGAAGGAGCACUUGAGUUUGGACGAGCACAUAGAAUAUUGGCUCCCAGGCUUGCAUCACCGAAGGAGAAUGGCCAAGCAAGCGAAAGCAGACUUAUUGAGGAGAAGACAAGUACUACUAACUUGUUUCGAUAGAUCGCGUGAAGUAUGUAUUAUUAGGCUUCGAGGCGACUUUGGAACUCUUUAUCUUGAUCCUUUAAAAGUUCGACAUGUUCUUCUUCGUGAAUUUUCCAAAGAAAUAAAUAUGUUUAAAAUAAGGGUGAUGCAGUGACGCAGUUUUCUCCUUAGGUUUUUAAUCAUAACCUUCCACUGCGACGCAGGAACGAAAAAACGCUUUAGACAUGCGAAAGAGGAUAGCUCUAGGCCGUGCCGCAAUGUAUGACGACGGCGAGGAUGACGGUGGCCCGGAGUCGCCGACGGCAGGAAGAGCCAAAGGCGUCAAAAUUAUGAUAUUGCAGUCUUUGGUCUGGCUGGCAUCAAAGUCAAUAUUUGUGUCAAAACUGGUAGCAUAAGCAUAUUGAUAAUAGUUGCACGUGAUGACAGUGACCUUCUCCGUGCAUGCUUAUCUAUCAAAAAUGCAGACUCUUUAGCUUUACUUGAAGGAUAACGAUAAGCCAAGUAGCGUAUCAAAAUGCGCGACCGCGGCAUCAGCAUUGCUAGAAAAUAAUGUUAUGAGAAUAGUCACGACGAGGACGAGUACAUUUUUCUAAGUCACAGAGAAAGACUGGCAAGGAAGACGAAGAAUUUGGUGGCCUUGGCAGUACGACGAACCUGCCGCUGACCAUGCCGCUAGAAGCAAGGUCGACUGAUCAGUAUUCAGAUUCCGAGGAGAGCGAGGUUGAUAUUGGCAUUCUGAGCUCUAGUAAGAGCAAAAUGAGGAAAAAGAAGCAAGCCACCGGUGGCGUGACCGAGAACGAACUCAUUCUACAGUCGGUGCAGCAUGUCUCAUCUUUGCUCGCGCGACGGACGGAAACAGUCAUUAUGAGAUAUGUUAUUUUUCAUAAUACAUAGUCCUACAACGCAUGUAGAUUCUCAAUUUUUCAGGAUGGUUUUUCUCCUUCUCCUGGAAAAUGAAAAUGGAUCGUGAUUCUGAUCACAGAAUCAAUAGGCUCGACGGAUAAAUAUGAAGUACAACUUACCGAUAACAGAUCUCGUUGCUUCCUCUUUCUCUGCCUUUCUCUUUCUUUCUCUAAUCAGAAGGUGCUGCUUCUACAAGAGAUGCAGGAUGUAAAGACGAUUUGCCAAGUCGUGUCCGACGUACUGGAGAUCCUUGCACGCCGUGGCGCGGACCUUGCAAAACAGCAAGGAACCUUCAUCGAAUCGCUUGGGUUCUAGAAGAUGGCUUUGUUUUACGGAGCGGUCUGCUAUUGGUAGAUCUGGGAUUGCUGUGGUUUGUUCUGGUUGUAGGGCACAGUGCGGCUGAUGCGGCUCCUGAAAAGGAGCCUGCGCGUGGUCUGGUCGGCUACUGCUGAGCAAAUUUCUCUCGCAGAACAAGUUCUCAAAUCUAGCGAUCAUGUUGUUGCAAACCUUUUUUCGGAUGCAAACGCUCGAGCUCGAGCAGGAGCUAUGAAUGUUUUUUCUUCAUCUAAGCGAUCAUCUCACGCAUCUAAGUUACUAAUAUCAACAAACCUCUGUCUGAAUCCACGUCUAGUGCUUGAAGAUAAACUCGAAACUCUGUCGCUUCGUUCUUGGUUUUCAUUGUGGUUUAGUUUUUUCGUUUGACUCAGGUCGUAGGUAGCGACUUCUGUGUUUGAAUUCAAUUCCUAUUUUAAGACAACGCAAUACCAAUAUGACCAUCUAAAUCGCUCUGGAGCUUGGAGCGCGGGUGUCAUAUAAUGAAGCGAAUGCGUAUACUGCUUCGAUUGUACUGCAUACCCCCUGCAUAACUCGUUGGCUGUCCCCCAUUAGAUGCUGCAACUAGAAAUAAUUUUGGAAGUAGGAGCCCGCCACCCUGCUGAAUAUUUUGUACUGAUUACUUUCUGACUCUGAGUACAACUAC
Molecule: messenger RNA, 6474 nt
Organism: Amoebophrya sp. A25
Lineage: Eukaryota; Dinophyceae; Syndiniales; Amoebophryaceae
Source: the annotation of a GenBank genome assembly